GCAGGAGGGGGAGGGGGGCGGAGCAGCGGGAGCCGGGGAGCCGGAGCCCCGGGUCCCCACGACCUGAGCCGGCUCUCCCAUUAGCGGCCUGAGGACCUGGCGUCCGCCUCCUCCCUCCCCUUGAGGCUGGAGCGUGGACGCGGUGGGGGAGGGUGGGGUGGGGGCAGCUUUCGAGAAUUACGAGGACAGGAGGCAGAGGCCCUCCCCAUCCGCAUUAUUGGAGGAGAGAGAGCCUCCCCCAGCUUGGGGAGGGGGAGAGCGGGGCAUUGGGCGCCCCUCGCAGCGGCCGCUGCCCUGACCCGACGGGUAUCGGCCGGCUCUCCCCCUCCACCCAGGACGACAUGAACGACCGAGGCCAAGGAGUCCUCUCCUUGGGCCUCUGCAUCCCCCCAUCCUUGGCUCUGGGGCCUCCCUCCCUGACAUGGAGAGUAACCUGUCUGGCCUGGUGCCUGCUGCCGGGCUGGUGCCUGCGCUGCCACCUGCUGUGACCCUGGGGCUGACGGCUGCCUACACCACCCUGUAUGCCCUGCUCUUCUUCUCCGUCUAUGCCCAGCUCUGGCUGGUGCUUCUGUAUGGGCACAAGCGUCUCAGCUAUCAGACGGUGUUCCUGGCCCUCUGUCUGCUCUGGGCCGCCUUGCGUACCACCCUCUUCUCCUUCUACUUCCGAGAUACUCCCCGCGCCAACCGCCUGGGGCCCUUGCCCUUCUGGCUUCUCUACUGCUGCCCCGUCUGCCUGCAGUUCUUCACCUUGACGCUUAUGAACCUCUACUUUGCCCAGGUGGUGUUCAAGGCCAAGGUGAAGCGUCGGCCGGAGAUGAGCCGAGGCUUGCUCGCUGUCCGAGGGGCCUUUGUGGGGGCCUCGCUGCUCUUUCUGCUGGUGAACGUGCUGUGUGCUGUGCUCUCCCAUCGGCGCCGGGCACAGCCCUGGGCCCUGCUGCUUGUCCGCGUCCUGGUGAGCGACUCCCUGUUCGUCAUCUGCGCGCUGUCUCUUGCUGCCUGCCUCUGCCUCGUCGCCAGGCGGGCGCCCUCCACUAGCAUCUACCUGGAGGCCAAGGGGACCAGUGUGUGCCAGGCGGCCGCGAUGGGUGGCACCAUGGUCCUGCUCUAUGCCAGCCGGGCCUGCUACAACCUGACAGCACUGGCCUUGGCCCCCCAGAGCCGGCUGGACACCUUCGAUUACGACUGGUACAAUGUGUCUGACCAGGCGGACCUGGUGAAUGACCUGGGGAACAAAGGCUACCUGGUAUUUGGCCUCAUCCUCUUCGUGUGGGAGCUACUGCCCACCACCCUGCUGGUGGGCUUCUUCCGGGUGCACCGGCCCCCACAGGACCUGAGCACCAGCCACAUCCUCAAUGGGCAGGUCUUUGCCUCUCGGUCCUACUUCUUUGACCGGGCUGGGCACUGUGAAGAUGAGGGCUGCUCCUGGGAGCACAGCCGGGGUGAGAGCACCAGUAUGUCGGGCAGUCUAGGCUCUGGGAGCUGGUAUGGUGCCAUCGGGCGUGAGCCGGGCUGGUAUGGGGGCAGCCAGACGAAGACCACUCCUCUGCUCUUCUCCCAGGUGCCAGGACCAGGCGGCCACCACCACAGUCUCUACUCCACCCCACAGACGUGAUCCCCCUCCCUCCCCCACAGAAUACCCAGGCCCCAGUCCCCCUCAUCCUAGGCCCCUGUGCCAAGUUUGUCUGCCGCUUCUUGCCCAGGAUCCUGGGGGUCGUGGCUGCCCCCUCCUCUGGCCGGCUCCUUGCUGCUCCUGUCAUAGUGAGCUUGUGCCGUCCCCCUAGGAUGGGGGGCAUGGCCCUGGCUGCCAGAUGCCCACAGCACCCUGGCAUGACCUGCCACCUCCGCUUCCACACCGGAGCCAGCUACCUCUCCUGUGCCUGCCACUCAAUAAACAGUGUCUGCGCCCCA
Pan troglodytes (chimpanzee) is the source of this 1908-nucleotide messenger RNA. RefSeq names its product G protein-coupled receptor 137 (gene GPR137). Lineage: Eukaryota; Metazoa; Chordata; Mammalia; Primates; Hominidae. Bases 422 to 1612 code for a protein of 396 amino acids. Gene Ontology annotation, cellular component: lysosomal membrane. Gene Ontology annotation, biological process: positive regulation of TORC1 signaling; negative regulation of bone resorption; regulation of autophagy. The transcript has 8 exons. The record is from RefSeq and is a predicted model, not a curated record.